UGCGUCUCGUGUAGGAAACAGCUCUCAGGUCGAGGCUUAGGCCUCUGCCUGCAGCAGUUUUCAGAGAGAUCAAUUCAACCAAACCUCUGGACCACGAUGCCCCUAUCUUUAGUGGGCAGCCAAGUCCACCGCCCCGGACUGCCGGCCAUCCACACAAGCCGUGGAUAGAAACCCACCCACCCGACCUCGUCCCUGAAAGAAAAGGGCUCCCCCAUGGUCACUGGAAGUACUGGGAGUGGGGGAGAGGAGGAAGGCCUGCCUUUAAACAUCCAGGCUACGGACUUGAGUCUUAAGAAAAUGCCCGGAUCAGUCCAGGCCUCGCUGACGUAACUUCUCCGCCACCGGAACCGCCUCAAAACCGAGGACGACAAACAAACAGCUGGACCGGCUCACAGAGACAACGAAGCGAGGAAAAGGGAAGGAAGCCUAUUGCCAUUUUUAACAGGCUCCCGCUCCGAACCCCGUAACCAACCUGAAUGAAAGGUAAUUUUCCAUUUUACAGGGAGCAACAAUUUAUCUAUUCUCAAGAGGAAAAAAAGAUACUUCUUCAAGGAAAUGGUUUGGCUUGAAAAGCAUAAAGCAGUUCAUGAUUUUCUACAUGAUCAAGUAAGCAACAAACUCAUAACAAAAAGUCUACCGUGAGGUAAGGAAUACCAGAAUUGUUGCUUUGCUUUAGGAAGAAGGAAAUGUGAAACAUCACCAACAUGAUUUAUGUGAAAACAGACCCUUAAGAAGUAAGUCCUUUGGCUUUAUUACUAAUGAAAGUGACUACAGCUGUCCCUCGCCACCGCGAAGGUUCUGUUCCUGGAAAAUCUUGCGGCUGGUGAAUUCCGGUUGGAGAGCCAUUGAAAUCAAUGGCAAACGGUGUUGGGGGAAUUGUGUUCACAAAAAGACCACAAAACAGUGAAAAAUAGAUAGAAUGUUCCCCUGGCCCCCUGAAAUGUCCCCCCAAACUGGCAAAAAUGACCCCCUGACCCCGGAUCCCCCUCCCACAAUAUGGUUAAAAACAACAACUCUCCAAUCGAUCAAUCUUUAUUACGGUCAUAGACCAGCAUAAAAAAACUUGCCAAACAGCAGAUAUUCUGGUCGCAGUUGGCAAGGGUGGUCACAAUUUCCCAGUCGUGGAUACUCAGCUCUUCAACUGGGAAAACCGCGAUUGACAAGGGAUGACUGUACCUGGUUUAUUUCAACAAUUAAACCAAUCAUUCAAACAGCUAUGAUGGUUAAACAUCUAUUUGAUCAUUUUGGUGUCUUUUUUUUCAGAUUGAAAGGGAAUUUUUAAAAGACACAAUGAGUUGUCCAUCCAUUCUCUAAAGAUGUUAUCACUAUAAGUAGUUACUCUUCAUCAGAUAAGUUGCUGAAAGGAAAAUUCCAUCUUUUAAAACAGUGCAUGAUAUAUAAAACUAAUCCAUCUUUCUUAUGAGGCAAAGCAGUAGAUUUAUCUUCAGGAAUAUUGGCAUCACAGGAAUUUUGUUGCUUUAUCUCAUCCAGAAGUAACAGCACAAGGCAUGUGAGUGAGAAGGAAGGAAGCCCUGAGAUUUAUGCAGUGGUUUUGAAUGCUGCUGCUUUUGCCAUUCAGAAGGGAUUGUUCCUUCUCAUGAUGUUUAAACAAUGCUAAACGUCUCUCUAGUUAUUCUUUCAGAUGGAUCUAAACAAGACAUGUGACUUUGGACACAUCUGCAAAUCUAGAGCCAACCAGAUGAGCAACUACUAGAGAGGAAAUCUGUGGCAAGGGAAUGAAUUGUUUGCUGCCAUGGCCAGAAGGGCUUUAAAGCUUGCAUCAUUUGCCACGGUAGCAGCAGCCACCACUGGUUUCUACCUGCACAGCAACAAGCAGCUGGAUCCCAAUGAUUUUGGGGUUGUUCGAGUAGGCAGAGCUGUUGCCACGACAGCAGUGAUUACCUAUGACUAUCUCACUUCUCUCCGGAGUGUUCCACGUGGGACAGAAGAGUAUGAGUAUGUCAAAUCACAGGUGCAUCUGCGUUCUGCAAAACGUCUCCGAGAUCUGUGCUGUGCCAACCGGGGCACCUUCAUCAAAGUGGGACAGCACCUGGGGGCUCUUGACUAUCUCCUGCCUGAGGAAUACACCCACACGCUCAAGGUGCUACACAGCCAAGCUCCUCAGAGCAGUAUGGAAGAGAUUGAGCAAGUGAUCCGGGAGGACCUGGGAAAAGAGAUUAAGGAGCUGUUUGUAAGUUUUGAAGAUGCCCCACUGGGAGCAGCAUCCCUGGCCCAGGUGCACAAGGCUGUGCUGCAGGAUGGGAGGACGGUGGCAGUGAAGGUCCAGCAUCCAAAGGUUCAGGCUCAGAGCGCUAAGGAUAUUCUACUGAUGGAGAUCCUCCUGGUGGCUGUGAAGCAGAUCUUCCCAGACUUUGAGUUCAUGUGGUUGGUGGAAGAGGCAAAGAAGAACUUGCCUCUGGAGCUGGACUUCCUUAAUGAGGGACGGAAUGCUGAGAAGGUGGCCCACAUGCUCAAAUCAUUUGAUUUUCUGAAGGUACCAAAGAUUUAUUGGGAACUCUCAACCAGGCGUGUUCUUCUCAUGGAGUUUAUGGAAGGUGGGCAAGUGAAUGACAAGGCCUACAUGGAGAGAAACUGCAUCAACGUCAAUGAGAUCUCUCGCAACCUGGGGAAGCUCUACAGCGAAAUGAUCUUUGUGAAUGGUUUUGUCCACUGUGACCCACAUCCUGGCAAUGUGCUGGUGAGAAAGUGCCCAACGACAGGCAAGACGCACAUCAUACUCCUGGACCACGGACUCUAUCAGGACCUGACAGACAACUUCCGCUUGGACUACUGCCAGCUUUGGCAGGCCCUGAUCAAAGCUGACGUGAAGCGAGUACAGAAAUACAGCCGGCGUCUGGGAGCAGGUGACCUGUACCCCCUCUUUGCUUGCAUGCUCACUGCCAGGUCCUGGGAAUCAGUGAACAGGGGAAUUGAUCGGUCUCCAGUCACAGCUAAAGAGGAUGUGGAAAUCCGGAGCAACGCUGCUGCCUACUUACCUCAGAUCAACAAGCUUCUCAACAACGUCCCUCGUCAGAUGCUGCUGCUACUGAAGACCAAUGAUUUGCUGAGGGGGAUCGAGUCAGCUCUGCAAACACGGGCCAGCGCCAGCUCCUUCCUCAACAUGUCUCGCUGCUGCAUCCGAGCCGUCUCCACGUAUCAGAGGAGCAAGAGCAUCUCACUGUACAGAAAGACACAGAUAUCCCUCUCGGAGGCCCUGAGCCUGUGGCAGAUCAGCUUGUAUGAACUCUUCUUGAGGCUGAAGGGGUCCCAGCUGGGGAACUGGGUCAUUGCUUUCCUGAGCUGGAUGCACCAUUCCUCAUAGUGACAUGAACCGGUGGGAGAAGCCAGGCCAAUUACUUCCUUGCCUUUCCCAAUGGAGGCAUUCUGUUCGUAUUUAUUCCACUGGAGUUUUCUGGGUCUGUUUUCAUGUGACCUUGUUGCCUUUCGCAGGGUCACUUCUCUCUGGCAGAGCAAAGGGUGAAAGUGUGAAACAGCAGCUAGAGCUCAGAGGUUGUGGGGGGAAGGCUGCUGGAAGCCUCUCAGUUCUCAGGUUUUUGGAGGACCUCCAGGUGACAUCUUAAAGGACUACAUAAACAGAUUGACUUCCUGUAGGUCCAGGUAAAAAUAUACAUGAUUAAGAAAAUCCAGUUCUGCCAUAGAAUUUCUAUACAUUUUGCAAAACAAGUGUCUAAUAAUACCCUUUAGGGUUUCUUGAGCAGGCACUACAGAACCCUUGCAUUAAUCCCUGUUCAGUUUUACUAUACUGUUUCACAAGAAAAUGGAAAUUAAGUGGACAAGAGAUUGAAAGCCAAGAUGUCUGACUGCUACGCUCAUUCCAGGUUCUGUUCCACCUCUGCCACUAAGUGACUGUAAGAUUUUGGAUGCAUCACCCACAUCUUCUUUGCCUUAGUUGCCUGAUGUGUAAAAUGGAAGCAGCUGUGCCAGCCUGCCUUGGAAGAGUUCAGAGAGAAAGCACUGCAGAAUGGCAAUGUAUCAUUGUCUCGGAAUUCAUUUACAAGUCAGUGUUAGUCAUGUAUGUGUAUUGCAGGGGGAAAUAAAAUUGGGUGUCCUCCACUGGGAGGAAAAGAGUA
This is a messenger RNA of Hemicordylus capensis (graceful crag lizard), 4091 nucleotides long. It is a transcript of the gene ADCK1, whose product is annotated as aarF domain containing kinase 1. The record is from RefSeq and is a predicted model, not a curated record. Lineage: Eukaryota; Metazoa; Chordata; Lepidosauria; Squamata; Cordylidae. The transcript is spliced from 13 exons. Gene Ontology annotation, cellular component: mitochondrial inner membrane. Gene Ontology annotation, biological process: lipid homeostasis; mitochondrion organization. The coding region runs from base 1754 to 3322 and encodes 522 amino acids.